AUGUCUAAAUGUCCUACAAUUCGUGCGAGAACUAUUGAUUGUAAGCAAGGAGCAGUAAGAGCAGUUCGAUAUAAUGUCGAUGGUAAUUAUUGUAUUACCGCGGGAAGUGAUAAAACAGUAAAAUUAUGGAAUCCUCUGAAAGGAACGCUGUUGAAAACGUACUCUGGCACUGGAAACGAAGUGCUGGAUGCGGCAUCAUCGUCAGACAAUUCGCAAAUCGCCGCAGGUGGUGUUGAUCGAGCGUGCACAGUGUUUGAUGUGGAGACGGGUAAACAAUUGAGAAGGUGGCGAACUCAUGGAGCGCAAGUCAACGCUGUAGCGUUUAACGAAGAGUCAAAUGUAGUGUUCUCUGGAUCUAUGGAUUGCACAAUGCAAGCUUUCGACGUGAGAUCUCGUAGCGAAAAGCCAAUUCAGAUAUUCAACGAAGCCACUGAUGGCAUUCAAUCCAUUGAUGUGAAUGGGCAUGAAAUUGUUGUUGGAUCUGCAGACUAUAACUACCGUACUUAUAGCGUUCGCGAUGGAAAUAUGUCAAUUGACUUUAUGGGAGAAGCAGUAAACAGUGUGCAUUUUACCCCAGAUGGAAACUGUGUUCUUGCUGGAGCAAUGGGUGGGAUUGUUCGACUGAUGGAUAAAAGCAAUGGAAAACUUCUGGCGAGCUAUAAGGGGCAUUUGAACAAGGAAUAUAAGCUGGAUUCUGUGAUCCUGCAAUCUAUUGAAUUUGUAGCUAGUGGAUCGGAAGAUGGAUUUGUUUAUAUAUACAACCUAAUGGAUUCGACAAUUUCUGCGAAGUUGGAGCAUCCGUCAAAAGUGGUUCACUCGCUCAGCGCACAUCCGAAAAAAGAGAGAUUGAUCACGGCGUCUGGACAAUUAAUAUAUUUAUGGGUGCCUCAAGGUGAUCCCGAAUUCGAUUUUCAACAGAAACGGGAUGAUCGGUGCAAUGGACCGUAUGAUGGAUAUGACUAUGACGAAGAUUAUGGGAAUCAAUAUGCGAACUCAGCUUCCUAUCAUGAGACGUAUGAGGAAGAAGAGGGAUGGCGACGUGAACAGCAGGACUUCUACGACACCGUACCCGUGACAAAGGGUCCAAUGAAAUCACCAGUUGGUCAGACGUCAAAUAGGAACGUGGCGCGAGUUCAAAUCACAACUUCGCAAACUGAUGAGCAUCGCCAUAAACAUUCUAAUAUUCCACAAGCACCACCUCCACCAAGACUCCCCACCGCAAAUUCUCAACAAUAUUCUACAGAUCGACAGUCAAAAUAUGGGAAUGUGAGAAAGGAAAUUGAGAAUAGCAAACGAAUGGAAAUGGAGAGAAGAAAUGAGGUUCACAUUCGAUUUGAUUCUCAGGCAAAAAAAGAGUUUCCACCGAAACAAACUCAAUUUAUUGAUGGCUUCCGGCAGAGUAACGAGCAACCGCCUAAGAAAAAGGAUCCACCAGCGAACACGAUUCGUUCGAUUAUUAACAAUCUGAAAGGAGGGAACAGUCACCAGGAAAAUGAAGAUAGUAUUCCACGCAGUCGGGUUUCUACGAAUCCAUUCAUGCGUGCAAACCAAUUGGACCAGCAUCAGCAGCAACAAAACCGAUUUGAACAAAACAAGCAGCCUGUCAAAAAUGUUGCGGAGGUUGUUGAAAAAAUGAACAACGGUGAUUGGCCUAUUCGAAUUGAAGAAGAAGACAUCGAAGCUAAGAAAUCUAGUAUGAAGAUUCCGAUUUCAACUGAUAAAGCACGACAAUGGGAGACAUUGCAUCGUAAGAAGGACGAAAAACGGAGCAUCCUUGAGCGUAUUGAAACGGAGGAAAAACAGCACGAGCCUGAUAAUUUUUCUGAGAAAAGUCACGAGGAAGAACAUACUAGCGUUUCAACAGAUUCUGCGCUUUGCUUGGAUCCGGAGCAGAGACUUCCAUCACCGUAUAAAUUUCCAUUGGAUGCCAAAGAAACUGUAAAUGAGGAGAAAGCAUUGGCCGAAGAGGCUGAGAAAUUACUCAUCUACUUUAAAAGUCAUCGAGAAGUGCUUAAUUACUUAGGCAUUGGAUUAUCAGAAAAGCUUUGGAAGCAUAUGGGUAACUUGCCGGAAUUCGACGCAAGCAUUCGGAUUUUCAAGGCAACUUCUGAUCUUCCAGCUCCUCCAGCUCCCAAAAUCACAAUAACGCCUUCAUUCGCUGAUCGCAAUAGCCCAAUGGAUCUUUGUUCUCCGGCACGCAACUCGACAUCGCAGAUUGACCCGAAUCUUCCUUCCACGGAUCCACCGGAGUUCGAUGACUCUCGUUUUAUGAAGAAUGUUGAGAUUCCAACGAAAAUCCCAUCGAAUUCUAGCGGCGGCGGAAGAUUUGUGAAAAAAUCUGCGGCGGCACUGAUUGCCAAAAAGCAGGGAAUGACUAGCGAGGAUCCGAAUUCUGCAACAGAAAUAAUUGAUCCUCGAAUUGCAGAGGAAAUAAAAAACCUGCAGGAGCGCGAAGAUGAGCUGAAACGAAGUCGUGCGGAGUUAGAUGACGAUAUCAGAGUUGAAAAUGAAAGAAAAAGCUCAUUGAGAUCCGCUCAGUCUUAUGAUCAUCUGGAAUAUCCUGAUGAUUCUAGGAAGGCUUCAGUGGAGCGAAGUCAGUCUUCUCAUAACGUUUAUCAUAACAAUCCAGUGGAAUCGAAUCCACUUUCCCCAAAAAAUCACCAGUUUGGAUAUAAUUAUGGAUCAAUGCCGAGAACUCAUCUCAGGCAACAAGAUAGUCAGUAUCAAAGUGGGAAUUUGCGAGCACCUUCACGUAAUGACGGUGGAUAUCGGCAGACUAGGCAUAACACCGAAUUUUUUCGUUCUGCGCCCACUACUACGACGACGAACUCCAAUUGGGCGAAAUCAGGGGCGACGUUCGAAGCGCGGAAUGUCGGAUCCCAUUCUGGUCUACAAUUACCACCAGCCAGCGUAUCAAUUAGCACUGCACCCAAAUUUAGCGGCAAAUUACCAUCAAAUCCGUCAGGCUCCCACAACCCGCAUCGUAAAAUUGGGCUCUAG
This is a messenger RNA of Caenorhabditis bovis, 3000 nucleotides long. The record is from the annotation of a GenBank genome assembly. NCBI's taxonomy places the organism in Eukaryota, Metazoa, Nematoda, Chromadorea, Rhabditida, Rhabditidae.